UUUUUGUUUUUUUAUGUGUUCCUUCUGGGAGCUGCCAUGCAGGCAGCUCAUUAAAACCAGGAAGGAUCUCAACCACAGCAGCGUGCGUGUGGAGUGGGGGUGAAUGAGCGGCCCAGGCUGAAGUUAUGGCUUUAAUAUGGCCGACAAAGGUCCAUUCCUAACUUCUUGUAUCAUUUUCUACCUGUUCAUCGGAGCCGCGAUAUUUCAGAUCCUCGAGGAGCCCAACUGGAUCUCCGCCAGAGACGCAUACAUCAGCAAGAAGGAGGACAUCCUGGCGAGGUUUACCUGCCUCACAAAAGAAGGGCUCGAUGAGAUACUGGAGAUUGCGUCAGAGGCCGCAGGCCAAGGUGUGGCCAUCACCGGAGACAAUCACCGCAACACAUGGGACUGGAGCAACUCUGUCGUCUUUGCUGCCACCAUUGUCACCACUAUAGGUUAUGGUAAUGUUGCUCCCAAGACCAAAAGUGGGCGAGUGUUCUGCAUCCUGUAUGGCCUCUGUGGGAUCCCCCUCUGCCUGGUGUGGUUAAGCACACUGGGUUCCUUCUUUGGUGACCGGGCUAAACGUCUGUCUCAAGUUCUGAUCCGGAAAGGUGUUACAGUGAAAAAGAUCCAGUUUACUUUAACAGCUUUAUUUCUUUUAUGGGGGCUGCUGGUUCACUUGGUGAUCCCUCCAUUUAUUUUCAUGGUUGUGGAGGGAUGGAGCUACUUGGAAGGCAUCUAUUUCUCCUUUAUUACACUCACAACAGUUGGUUUUGGAGAUUAUGUGACAGGUGUAAAUCCAGACAUAGAAUACCCUAGGCUCUACAGGGUAUUUGCCGAGCUGUGGAUCUACAUGGGACUCGCCUGGUUGUCCUUGUUCUUCAGCUGGAACGUCCAUAUGGUUGUAGAAGCUCACAAAGUGCUGAAGAAAAAGAGACAUCGGCACAGACACCCCUACGACGAGAAGCCAGAGCAUAAGAAGGAGAAGCAACACCUGGAUCAGAAGCAAACAGUCGUCGACAUCUUCAGCUAUCUUUCUAAGGAGGACGACGACUACAGCACCGUCAUCAAGAAGAUCGGGUUAGCAGCGAGGAGAAAACAGCAGGUGGACAGCAUAAACCGCUCAAAGAGCUGCAGCGACAUCUUGGCCAACAACCUUCCCAUUUUGGAGCACUCGCCGCUGCACAAACGAAAUUUCAGUUUUCACGACGUGUUUGUGAGCGCGGAGUUGGGCGACAAUGACCUUGAGCAAGAAAAGGAGAAUCUUUUGAGACAUGAAAGUGUCAAAAAACCUGAGCUGACAGCGUGCGUCAAAAAGGACCAUGGGGAGACCAAGAGUAAUAGGUCUUCUGAAUCAGAACCGAUCUUUUUUUCUGUACCAGCCAAAGAUGAAACGGAGGAGAAAGUGCAGCAUCCUAAGGGUGGGGAGACUAGGUUUACAAUUUAUAAAGUGGCAGAGAACGAUAUGUCUUCAGAUAAUCACGAAAACGGGUAAGUGAUACUUAUUCCCCCAACAGGAAUAGUGAGACUGAUUUCAGUUGCAUUUGUCCAAAAUUUCUAAACAAAGUUUGUAAAACUUUGUGGAAAGGUAGC
This is a messenger RNA of Nematolebias whitei (Rio pearlfish), 1572 nucleotides long. Its product is annotated as potassium channel subfamily K member 5. Lineage: Eukaryota; Metazoa; Chordata; Actinopteri; Cyprinodontiformes; Rivulidae. Gene Ontology annotation, molecular function: potassium ion leak channel activity. The record is from RefSeq and is a predicted model, not a curated record. The coding region runs from base 137 to 1474 and encodes 445 amino acids. The transcript is spliced from 5 exons. Gene Ontology annotation, biological process: stabilization of membrane potential; potassium ion transmembrane transport. Gene Ontology annotation, cellular component: membrane.